Molecule: messenger RNA, 1014 nt
Organism: Leptinotarsa decemlineata (Colorado potato beetle)
Lineage: Eukaryota; Metazoa; Arthropoda; Insecta; Coleoptera; Chrysomelidae
Product: D-2-hydroxyglutaric acid dehydrogenase
Cellular component (GO): mitochondrion
Molecular function (GO): FAD binding; catalytic activity
Source: RefSeq, a predicted model, not a curated record
AUCAAGAAAUAAUCAUCUUGGUAGACUGUUCUUUGAAUGUGAACAGUGAAUUGAAUAAAAGUUUGGAAAGUGUAUACGUUUCAGUUGUUGUAGACUACGAUCUUUAAAAAUCCUAAUGGCUAGUUGAUUCUUAUCUAUGGAUUGAAGAUGCCAUAACUUUAUUUUCGAACAAUAUCUUCUACAACAGGCACAUUGUUUUUCUAUUGGCACACAGUGUAAUCUAGGAUCGUUUGAAGAAAUUAUAGUUCUAAGGUUUCUGAUCAGACAGUUGAAGAAAUGAGCUAGAUACCAGGAUUUGACGUAUCGUUCUGCCUUUUCCAAGUUAUCCUUGCAUCGCGAAUCAUGCUGCCAAGGGGAAUAAUACCGUUGAUCGGCCUGCGUCCCGUCUCCCUAGGGAUCCGACCCUCGUUCGUAUGCUCUUCUCAGCGAAGGGAACUCGUCAGUGCCGAAGUUUUGCCGCAGCUUACUAAGGAUCGAUAUCCUCACGUAAAAAGGGGCGAGUACGCCAAGCUAGACCAACAUCACUUGGGGUUCUUCAAGGAUCUCCUCGGUCCGGAUCGUGUGAUUACCGAUCCAUCAGACUGCGAGGGUUUCAAUGUCGAUUGGAUCAGGAAUGUCAGAGGGUAUAGUCAGUGCGUUUUGAAACCAAAAACUACCGAGGAAGUUUCCAAAAUAUUGUCGUUCUGCAACGAUAAUCGUGUUGCUGUAUGCCCGCAAGGUGGUAAUACUGGCUUAGUUGGUGGUUCUGUUCCAGUUUUUGAUGAGGUGGUAUUGUGGACUGGGUUGAUGAACAAUGUCAUGAGCAUUGAUGAAACCUCAGGUGCUCUGGUUUGCCAAGCAGGCUGCAUCUUGGAACAUCUUGAUAACCAACUAGCUGAAAAGAAUUUGAUGAUGCCUCUAGAUUUGGGAGCCAAAGGUUCUUGUCAUAUUGGAGGUAAUGUUUCCACCAAUGCCGGAGGUUUAAGGUUACUCCGCUAUGGAAAUCUCCACGGAACUGUUUUGGGGGUGGAGGCA